UGACGCCAUUUUGAGUUUGAUAGUCGAUUCGUGAUUCUUCGUUUUGAGGUUUUGAUUUAGGGCGACUUGACUUAGUUGAUAUUUUAGUUCUUAUUAAACGGAGUGUAGUUAUAUUAUUUAUUGUUAUUUUCUUGAAAUAAUAAAUAACGUUGAAUGUGGUGAUAUUUAAGUUACUUCAUACUGCAUAUAUUAGUGCAAAUAUAAACAUCUAAUAUUUCUUCUUAAUUUAUUAACCUCAAGAGCCUAUCUUAGGCUUUCGGCGUUACCUUUGUUAACUCCAAUACAAUGUUUCGAGACUCAGGUGGUCGGCAGGGAGGACGUGGUGGCGGCAGGGGCGGUGGCCGGGGUGGUGCCAGUAGAGGAGGAGGCCGUGGUGGUGGCAGCAGGACGGGUGGGGAUAGCAGUUUCAGGGGGAGAGGAGGUGGUGGCGGGGGACGGGACAGCUGGAGCAGCAGUAGAGGUGGAAGCAGGAGUAUGAAGGGAGAUAUGCCAGGACAAAACCUAAGGAAGCCGAGGUGGGACAUGAACUCACUGGAACCUUUCCGAAAAGAUUUCUAUGUUGCCUCUCCCACUGUCGCUAAUAGACCACCAGCUGAAGUUGCCAGGUUCCGAGAGUCAAUGGAAAUUACAACUCAUGGAGAUGGAAUACCCAACCCGAUCUGUCACUUUGAGGAAGUCAACUUUCCUGACUACGUCAUGGAUGAGAUCAGGAAACAGGGUUUUGGACAACCAACAGCCAUCCAAUCUCAGGGCUGGCCAAUCGCUCUCAGUGGUCGAGACAUGGUCGGCAUUGCACAGACUGGAUCUGGUAAAACCUUGGCGUAUAUUCUACCAGCCAUAGUCCACAUCAAUUACCAGCCACGUCUGUUGCGUGGUGAUGGUCCAAUAGCGUUGGUGCUGGCUCCCACAAGAGAAUUAGCUCAACAAAUACAACAAGUUGCCACAGAUUUCGGUUCAUCCACGUAUGUCCGCAACACUUGUGUAUUUGGAGGAGCACCCAAAGGGCCGCAAGCCCGAGAUCUGGAGCGAGGAGUAGAGAUUGUGAUAGCGACACCAGGCCGUCUUAUAGACUUCCUGGAGCGUGGCCAGACUAACCUACGGCGGUGCACCUACCUGGUGCUGGACGAGGCUGACAGGAUGCUGGACAUGGGCUUCGAGCCACAAAUACGCAAGAUCAUCGAACAGAUCAGGCCGGAUAGGCAGGUCCUGAUGUGGUCGGCAACAUGGCCUAAGGAAGUGCGGAACCUUGCAGAGGAAUUCCUCAACAACUACCUACAGAUAAACAUCGGCUCCCUCCAGCUGGCAGCCAAUCACAACAUUCAUCAGAUUGUCGAAGUCUGCGAUGAUGUUGAGAAGCCUGACAUGCUGUUGAAAUUGCUGAGCGACAUCUCACAAGAACCUGACAACAAAGCUAUCAUCUUUGUGGAAACAAAGCGGGGAGUGGACGAGAUCACCAGGGCUGUACAGAGAAAUGGAUUUAACGCCAUGGCUAUUCACGGAGACAAAUCCCAACAAGACAGAGAUUACGUACUGGCCGAUUUUCGGUCAGGAAGGACUAACAUUCUGGUUGCAACAGACGUAGCAGCAAGAGGGCUUGACGUGGACGACGUGAAGUUUGUGAUCAAUUACGACUACCCACAGUCAUCGGAGGACUACGUACACCGGAUCGGGCGUACAGGUCGGUCAAGCAAGACCGGUACCUCUUAUACUUUCUUCACACCGAGUAACGCAAAGCAGGCAUCUGACCUCAUCAGUGUGCUACAGGAGGCAGGGCAGGAGGUCAGCGGGAUGCUGUACCAGUUGGCAGAGAUGGCGAGGAGUGGUGCAUUCGGCAAGGGCGGUAGGAACCGUUUUAGAAUGGACCGCAACUAUGAUAGUGGAGGUGGCCGCAAGGAACGAGGCUUCAGCAGAGGUUCACGGGGAGGAUCAAGGGGAGGACGUGAUGGGGGACGGUUUACUGGUGGAGGUAGUGGGGGGCGUUAUAGUGGAAAUGAGCGAUCAACUAAUGACUGGAAUUCUGGAAAUGAUAAUAGAGGUAGAUUCGGAGGAGGCAGAGGGGUUGAUGACGGAAAUCGAUUCAGUGCAGGAAGAGGAGAUAACGAAGGAAAUGGAUUUGGUAGAGGAAACGAUGACAAUAAUAGAUUUAGUGGUGGGCGAGGCACUGACGGAGGAAGAUUUGGAGGGAGAUUUGGUGGAAGAGGAGGUGAUAGGGGUGGAAGAUUUGGAGGUGAGAGAGGAGGUAGAGGUGGGGGCAUUGGUGGAAAUUCCAAUGAGGAUAGCAGUGCCAGUUAUAUGGGGGGAGGAAGAGGAGGGGCCUUCAAUAACGAAAGAGGAAGAGGUCGUGGGAUGGGAGACAGAGGCCGAGGACGACCCAAACGUGAAAGCAGAUGGGGGGAAGAGACAGACGAACAGAAGGCAACUAGAAGUCGGAGGAAUGCUGAGAAUCGUGGAUCGGGCCCAAAUGCAGAUGAUGGUGGUGCUCGACCCGCUCCUCUCUUGGGGAACUUCAAUGCCCCACCUCCAGGCUACAACCAACAAGGCAUGCCCAUGAAUUUUGGACAGCAGUUUCAACAACAGCCCAUGAAUGGCUUUGGGUUUCAAAACCAAAUAGGCAUAAGCCGCAACUAAUUAAUGAGUAACUCGUUGAAUUAUUUGAAUUAAAAUUCCAAAAUUUCAAGUGAACAAUAGCUCACUUCCUAUUAUUUUAUAUCUAUUAAAAGAAAUCUGUGAUUGAUUUAAGGACUACAAUAUAAGUUGUAAGUACUUGUAAGAAGAAUUGUUUUGUUUUAGAGAAUUGGCUGCAUUAUGAUGUAUUAUACAAUUAGAGUGAUUAAUAGAUUUUGUUUUUUAUGUAAAUUUAUAUUAUAAAGUUGCGAAUACACUAUGUAAAACUGUUACAUUUAAAUUCUGUAUUAGCUCUGACAUAACUUUAAAGUUUGGUGAAAACAACUUUUAGCAAAUACCAUUGUGGUAGAAAAGCUAUUUGUAUCUGCAUAAAAUGACCUCUUGCAUGGUUUCAGAUUAACUUAAGUUUUAUUUUGAUUUUAUGUUUUAAUUGUGGACAUGUUAUAGCUGAAACUUUUAAACAAAGAAUAUCUUUAAAUCUCACUAAACAUAGAGAAAGUAUUUGUUUUUCAAUUCUAUAUUGAGUUUCUUUGUUUUCAGGUCUGAUGAUUUCUUUAAAAUAUUUAUAUUUUUGUUUAGUAUGUCUUAAUUUUAUGUUGUUAAGAGUAUUCUCUCUUUAUAAAUGUUUAAUUACUAAAAGAAGAUGUGCUUUAAAAAAGCGUCUAAUAUACUAUCAAAAACAGUGAUGUACAUCAAAAUGUUAUGAAACUGUUAACUUGCAAAAAUAAAUAAACUCAACUUAUGGCAGGUAUUACCUUCAUUAAGAUCAGUUUAUUUUUAAUCAGUCUGUUGGUGUUAAACAAUACAGUAGUAGUUUCUUACUAUUAUUAUUAGUUGAAAAUACUAAAACAUUAUCUUGUCAUUUAUUUUAUUAAUUCAUAUAAAAUUUAAAAAAGUGUUUGUACUGUUAAUAUCAAAAUGGUUACACGACCUGUCCAAUGAAGUUGUGUAGCUCAUGCAAAAUUAUUUAUUUUUUUGUAAAUUUAACUUAAUUUCUACAUUACUGUUUAAUUAUCAUUCAUUAUCUAUAGGUAUGUGAUAAUGUAUUCUAUGUUAGAUAGUAAACAACAUUUUUCAAGUAA
Molecule: messenger RNA, 3707 nt
Organism: Homalodisca vitripennis (glassy-winged sharpshooter)
Lineage: Eukaryota; Metazoa; Arthropoda; Insecta; Hemiptera; Cicadellidae
Product: DEAD-box ATP-dependent RNA helicase 20-like
Exons: 12
Coding region: 286-2628 (780 amino acids)
Cellular component (GO): nucleus; ribonucleoprotein complex; cytoplasm
Molecular function (GO): RNA binding; RNA helicase activity; ATP binding
Source: RefSeq, a predicted model, not a curated record